Sporisorium graminicola is the source of this 2460-nucleotide messenger RNA. RefSeq lists its product as uncharacterized. The transcript has a single exon. The coding region runs from base 1 to 2460 and encodes 819 amino acids. Gene Ontology annotation, biological process: carbohydrate phosphorylation; N-glycan processing to lysosome. Lineage: Eukaryota; Fungi; Basidiomycota; Ustilaginomycetes; Ustilaginales; Ustilaginaceae. The record is from RefSeq and is a predicted model, not a curated record. Gene Ontology annotation, molecular function: UDP-N-acetylglucosamine-lysosomal-enzyme N-acetylglucosaminephosphotransferase activity. Gene Ontology annotation, cellular component: Golgi apparatus.
AUGCUGAGAUACCUGCGCCCGCUGACCGAACCCUUCUCGAAUCGCUACCGGCAAUACCUCCCACUCGCCACCAGUACUCCUCGUGGCAGCGUCAGUGCCCAAGGCGGCGCCACCGGCCCAUCAGCAUCCAACGAAACCUCUUCGCCAUCGUCACCUAUCUCGUCGGCACCAUUUCGGGGCUUGAGCAAGAAAGCGGUGUUUCGUCGACGGAACCUCGCUUGGCAUCUCCGAUGGCUCGCUGUGCUCCUGGUCCUGGCGUACACGGUCCAUGCUGCCGUGCUGCCGUUCUUCUUCCCACGCUCCGCAGCGUCAGAAGCAGAAGCAAGGAGUCAGGCACUCGACCUUCUCCACCAGCAGCUCGCCACGGCAUCCUACCCACAAGCGCCUUUUUCCAGCAGCGCAGAUGAACCCGCACCGGCCAGUGCAGCACAGUCGGUGCAUCGGCUGUUCCGCGACGUAUCGCCCGGAGUCGCUUCGCGAGACGUGCUCCCCAUCCGCGCCUACGAUGCCCUCAGCGAUGCGUGUGUCGAAGAGUGGGUGGCGCACCAUCGCUGGGGUGACGCGUGUCGAGACACGGAUCUGAGUGCAGGGCUCCAGAUCGACGCCGUGUGGGCGUGGGUCAACGGCAGCGACCCAGCCCAGGUGCUGGCGCGCAACGCCUACCGCCCAUCGUCUCGCAUCAACGUGGAUGCACAGCAUCGGUACGCGGAUCACAACGAGCUGUUGUAUUCGAUGCGCUCGGCGUACCAGUCUUUCGGAGGCAGCAAGGGGAUCGGCAAGAUGCAUAUUAUGGCCUCGGCGUAUCCAUUACCAGAGAGCGCGGCCGAGGGCGUAGCGAUACCCCCGGGAAAGGGCGGGAAAGUGAUGGUGGGGCAGGUGCCGUACUGGCUCAAUGUAUCGGCUGGUGGUGCAGAGGUAGGAGUUGAGCUGCACCAUGACGCCGAGUACUUUCGACCCAUGCAGCGGUCCGGAGAGCAGCACCUGCUGACGAGCGACGAUGUCGACACAUGGCGCGCGCAGACCCUGCCCAGCUUCAACAGCCUCGCGGUCGAGUCGCAGCUCUUCAACCUGCCCAACGCUUCCUCGGACCAGCUGGUCUACCUCAACGACGACUUUUUCACCAUGGUGCCCAACGCCGUCGCGGACCUCACGUCCCCGCUCUUCGGCACGGUGAUCAAGAGCGACACGCGCCUGUUUUCGUUCUACCGCCCGAGCGAGCAUCCGUUCCAGCGACUGUGGAACCCGGCAGGGGAAGAGGUGGGGAUCAAGCGUGCUGCAUGGAUUCUGGGGCAGCGCUUCCCCAUGCGGACGCUGCCGUACAUUACACACCACCCGCGCAGCCUGUCGUUGCCUUUGCUCAAGGAGGCGGCACAGACGUUUCCGGAUGCAUUUGCGAACACGACCCUGGCGCGGUUCCGGGCGCAGGAGGAGGUACCUGAUUCGAUCCAGGCGUUCUUUUUGGCGAGCUGGUACAUUGUGGAGCGACAUCGAGAGGCGUUGUUGUGGACGUGGGCAGUGGCAAAGUGGGGCGGUGAGGCAGGGUGGAUUUCGAGUGAGGUAAGCAGGGCUAUGUGGGAAGAGCUGGCCCAGGCGAACGGUGCUGCUGAUGGUGCGAACAAGAUCGAUGUUCGACGACCGGUGCGCAGGUCCAGAGACGCAGAUGCGGACGCGUUCGAAAAGGCCGGUGUGCCAGCACCGAAGAACACGCAAUACUCGUUCUCGUCGCACGACGGCCAUGCACUAUCGUAUCUCGAUUGGAGCUGGCCGUGGGAGCGAAGUCGCAACGGCUAUCCUGAUCUGAGUGGCGAAACCCCGGGAGAAAGACGAAGACACGCACGCUCCUGGCUGCCGUCGGACAGGUCGGAAACGCGCCACGUCUGCCAGAUUUCCCUUUCGAAGUGCUUUGCCCCGCAGGCGUCAGCGGGCGAAAGCGCAGACUCGCUGUUCAGACGCAUCGCCUUCGCGCAGGCGUCGUGUGGCGACUGCAUCCUCGCCGCGCUCCUGCACGCAUCCGGUGCGUCGGGCAUCUCGGCCUUCCUCCCGCCUCCCUCUGCCACUCUUCACGUCGCCCCCUCCUUCAUCGACCUCGGCUCCAGAGCACACCUCCCGCUCACCCCUGACUGGCGCACAUCCAACUUCUCCCUCGCUUCCAUCCUCCCUCCCCAUCCGCAGGGAAAGCAGAUCUCGCUCCGAACGUGGUGCACCCGCCUCAUCCAGCGGUACCAGUACGUGUUGGGCUCGACACCCUCGACGUUCUACAAGGUCGAGUACGCCUCGCGCCUGCCGGGGCAGCUCAAGGCCGUCGACGAUACGCUCGCGACAGCUGAGCCGACGACCUACGUCUGUCUGAAUGACGACAUUAAAGAAGGGGCCGAGGGGACGCGCAAGCUGAACGGCAUCAUGCACGAGUGGUUUGCCAGUCACUGGUCGGCUCGAAUCCCCGGUGAGAUUUCGCUCUGA